AUGCACUCGUUGACUGCAUUGAUUAUCCAAUUGGGCUAUGUACCAGAAUUGAUAUUGCAGAACAAGGCACAAUUUUGUAAAAUGCUUGUUGAGUCACACGUCCCAAGUCAUGCAGCUGCAGCAGCUUUACUUUUAUCUCAAAUUUAUGAAUUACAAGAGUUUAAAAUCCCUGUAAAGCCACAUGAUAUUGUUCAAGCGAUGUCAUUAAUUCUUGUAUCACCAAUUGCUCAAAGUCAAACUGCACGUAGUAGAUUGUUAGCUGCAUUAAAUGAAUCAACUCCUAGAGUGGUGUCUAAUUCAAAAGAGAAUGUCAGUGAUUCUCAUGCUGAAAUGGAUCUUUUAACAACAUUCGGUUUACCACAACUUCUAUGGCCAGCUAAUCAUGGUUGGCUUGAUGGUUUAUUCAAUUUAGCUCAGAUUAUGUGUACACAGACAGGAAAUAUGAUGUAUCAAUCACUUAUAGAAUUUCGAAUACCUGAAAGAAUUUGGCAAUGUUUAGAGCAAAUAUUUGAUCUGCAUAAACAGAUUAAUUCAUCAUUAGAUUCUGAAGAUGCAAUUGAUUUGAUUAUGCUAUCACCUAAAGGAAUAUUAUCAGCUUUAAAUUUAUCUGCAAAAAUUUUUACAAAGAAGCCAAAAUUGUGCAUUGAAACGUUGUUGUGCAAUCAAAGCCAAAUGUUAUCUGUUCUGAAGCAUUUCUUUACAACUAGAUGUAUUGAAGAAUUGAGUUGUAGUUCAUGGGUUUCACUGCAUCCAACUAACUUAGUACUGGAUAUUCUGAGUUCAUGUGCUCAUCUAUUGUACUACCCGUAUAAAAAUGGCGAAGAAGAUUACAAGAUUGCAUUGACUAAAUUAUAUUUGGAGAAUCAAAUGUUAUCUCACUUUAUUCAUGGAAUAUGCAAUGUUUGUAAUUUAACUAAAUCACAUACACCUUCGAAACAUAAUACUGAUAAUACACAAUCAGAUGACUCUAAUCGUAACAAUUCAAUUACACUACAAUCCUUAGAAAAUGAUCCAGUUCUCCUAUCACAUACUCAAUCUAUUCUGGUGAUUGCAUUUAAACUCUGUUGUGAUCCAAUUAAUUUACAUGGUAUUGAUAAUAAAGAUGAGAUUAUUCAUCAGUAUGGUGUUUAUGAUUUAGUUAAUGAAGAAGGUUUGACAUGUCGAAAAAUUUUAGGUAAACAAUUAAUCAAUCUACUGUUUGGAUCUGAUCUCGAUGAUUAUGAACCUGAAGUGAAAGCGACACAUGAAUUGAUUCAAUGGUGUUUCAUUUCACCUAUUAAAGAAAUUCAAUGGGGAUCGUGUGUUUUAUUGUCUCAGUUUUUGGCAUUUCGAAUAUUAGAAUUAUCUGAUCGAAAAAGUGGUAGUCGUUCACCUAGAUGUGAUCAAAUGAAAAUUGUAGAAGAAGAACGUACAGCUGGAAGUUUAGUUUGGUCUCUGUUAUCUCCUGUUGACAAACCAGAUGUACAAACUCCAGAAAAUUUGCUUAAUUUCAUCAGAGAUUCACAUGCAAUAACAGUUAUUCAUGGAUUAAGUCUAUUGAAUAAUCUUAUGCUUUGUAUGUAUAUUGAAUCGAAUAUGCGUGAAAUUCUACCGCAUUUUUCAAAUGAAUUACAAUGUCAUCAAAUAUGUCGUUUCCAGUUCAACGUAAACAGUCCAAUACCUAAACGUAAACACUUAUUAGGAUCAUCAAGAACUCGAAUUAUAUUAGAUGUGAAAUAUUUAACAUGGUUCUUUGAUAAACCACUUGAUUUAUGUGUUAAACUUUUAUAUCAUAACUGUUCAGUUGUCCGACAGUACGCAUUACUAUGUAUAGGUAAUGUAUUAUUUUUAUCAAGUGAAUUAUGCACUGUUAUACUUCCUGCAAUACCGAAAAUUUUAUCUCUAUUAACUGAAGAUAGUUCAUCUCGUGUUCGAACAAAUGCUGCAGCUAAUCUUGGAAAUAUGUGCUAUCAUAUUGAUCAGUUAUACGAUUCAAUCAGUAAGAACAAAGUUCUUCCUGCGCUGUUAGAAACUGGGUGUUUAGAUGGUGAUCGAAGAGUUCAAGAAGCCGCCUUAGCAGCAUUACGUGCACUCUGUUUAUCUGAUGAACGUAUCCGCCAUGAUUUAUACUCUAUGAAUACAAUGAAGCGAUUAAAUGAUAUGCAGGCUAGCUUAAAACAACUUGGUACAAAUCGUUCAGGACGUAAAUCAAGUGCUAGAAGUCGUAUGUCAAUUACACAAUUAGGCUUAAUCGAUUAUGAUGUGAUUAAUCAACAUGUUACAGCUAUAUGUGAUUUAUUGUAUGUUAGUCAAGAACAAUGA
This is a messenger RNA of Heterobilharzia americana, 2301 nucleotides long. NCBI's taxonomy places the organism in Eukaryota, Metazoa, Platyhelminthes, Trematoda, Strigeidida, Schistosomatidae. The record is from the annotation of a GenBank genome assembly.